UACAAAAUAAAAUUCAAAGACGAUUAGGAGUUAUUUUCCUUUUUAAUCGCUUCAAACUUCAGAGGUAGUGUUUUAAGGUUUCCUUGACUAGAAAGGAAUCAUCUAGGGAAAUUGCUUGUUUUUCGUAGAAAUUGCUUUCCUAAUUAGGUGAGAAUUACUAACUAGUAUAAAUGAUGAAAACACUGGGAUUUAGAGGUUGUGUAUCCGUGUGGCUAAAAGGCCUUAAUCAACUAGGAUUAGUCCAGUUAUAUAUAGGCACCGCACUUACGCAUAAACGAAAAAAAAUAAUCUCUGCAAAAUCAGAAUCCUCUUUUUUUUGUGCCAUGGGAGACGCUAAAGAGCAAAGGCAGACGCCUCCCGAAGAUUUCCAAGAAAGCCCUUAUCCCCUCGAUCAGAACAAAUCUUCUCAAGAAGAAGAAGAUGAUGAUGAAUGUAGUAGCUACGGACCCUCUGAUUACGAUGAUUAUUUGGAGGAACAAGAAGAAAGCAAUCAUGGCAGAGAAAACACGUCCAAAGAAAAUCACUUUCAACAUAUGAAUAUUGAAAGAAGCCUUUCUUUCCAGGGCACUUACAUGUGUUUUCCUCUAUCCCUAAUUGGGAAGUCCCAUCUUGAGCAUGGUGAUCGAAUCAUAAUGCCCCCAUCAGCUUUUGAGCAUCUCCUGCGCCUGAAAGUUGGUUUCCGGAUGCUAUUCAAAAUCAGUAACGAUUCCACUGGACGGGUUUCGCAUUGCGGAGUUUAUGAGUUCACUGCUGAUGAGGGUUCUGUGUUUUUGCCGAGUUGGAUGAUGAAGAAUUUGCAGUUGCAGGAAGGUGAAUUACUUAGCGUGAAGAGUGCUACCCUUGAAAGAGGAACUUACAUAAAGCUGCAACCCCAUUCUAUGGAUUUCUUGGGCAUUCUCAAUCCAAAAGCAGUCCUGGAAGGGACCCUGAGUUUCAAGUUCUUCUGCCUCACUACUGGAGAUACUAUUGUGAUCAACCAUAAUAGUAAGAAUUUUUUUAUCGAUGUAGUGGAGACCAGGCCUUCUUCUGCUGUUUGCAUUAUUGAUACCGAUUACGAGGUCGAUUUUGCUCCUCCUCUGGAUUAUAAAGAGCCUGUAAAACCUUCCAAAAUAGCUAAAGAGGAGAAGAAGGCUGAAGAGAAGGGGCCAAGUAAGGAGGAAGCAAAGUUCAUUCCGUUUACAGGUUUGGCAAGACGUUUGGAUGGGAAGCCUGCGGCAGAGUUGGCUUCAUCCACUUCAUCUUCUGUUGGGAUAAAUAAACGUACAAGAACAAUUGAUGCAGAGUUGAGACCCCAGAAAAGUCCACGAAAGCUAGUGUUUGGUUCCCCUGAUUCUGAAAGCAAAUCAGAAAAGACACAGACCAAGAUUAUUAGAAGUGAAUCUCCAAAGAAACAGCAAUUUCUUCCAUUCACUGGGAAGAAGUACUCGUUGACAGGCUGACCUUCAUUGAGAUUUGGCAUUUAAUUCUUGUUAGAAUAUUAAUUUGCAACCAAGUUUUUAAAUU
This is a messenger RNA of Hevea brasiliensis (rubber tree), 1503 nucleotides long. RefSeq lists its product as uncharacterized. Gene Ontology annotation, cellular component: VCP-NPL4-UFD1 AAA ATPase complex. Lineage: Eukaryota; Viridiplantae; Streptophyta; Magnoliopsida; Malpighiales; Euphorbiaceae. The transcript has a single exon. The record is from RefSeq and is a predicted model, not a curated record. Gene Ontology annotation, molecular function: polyubiquitin modification-dependent protein binding. Bases 171 to 1439 code for a protein of 422 amino acids.